Didymella exigua CBS 183.55 is the source of this 1767-nucleotide messenger RNA. RefSeq names its product acyl-CoA dehydrogenase NM domain-like protein. Lineage: Eukaryota; Fungi; Ascomycota; Dothideomycetes; Pleosporales; Didymellaceae. Bases 176 to 1378 code for a protein of 400 amino acids. Gene Ontology annotation, molecular function: flavin adenine dinucleotide binding; acyl-CoA dehydrogenase activity. The transcript has a single exon. The record is from RefSeq and is a predicted model, not a curated record.
UUUUGCCGUUGUUUUCGAAGAUAACAGCGAACGCUCCGCGUCGGAUAACCGCUCCAUACCUCAGAUCUACAUUAUGACAAUGUCCCAUCUCUACAGAGCAACUCUGCGGAGUUGCAGCUGGUCAUCUAUGUCCGCACGAAGACGGGCGUUCUCAACCACCGCCCCACGGCAGAUAAUGGAGACCACAGGGUUUACGGAGAACCAAUUGAUGGUUCGAGAAGCAAUCAGUCAAGUUUGCGCAAAGUUUCCCAACACUUACUGGCAGGAGCAUGAUCAGGAGGGAACUGACCCUAAAGACUUUCAUGCCGCCCUCGCAGCCGAUGGAUGGCUUGGGGUUGCGCUCCCUGAGGCUUAUGGAGGGUCUGGUCUGGGAAUCUCAGAAGCUACCAUUAUGAUGCAGACGAUAGCCGAAUCGGGAGCAGGGAUGGCCGGAGCUCAAGCGAUACAUGCAAACGUGUACGCGACCCAGCCGUUGGCCAAAUUUGGAACCAAGGAGCAGCUCGAAGAGACGAUACCAAAGAUCAUCUCAGGCGAAUGGCGAACAUGUUUCGGCGUCACAGAACCCGAUGCUGGCCUCAACACCCUUGCACUCACGACAUCAGCGACCAAAGUUGACAACAACACGUAUUCGAUCACCGGCCAGAAGAUCUGGAUCACCUGCGCGCAGGUCGCAUCGAAGAUGAUCCUUCUUGCGCGCACAAAGGCCGCCGAGGAGGCACCAAAGCCAAGUCAAGCACUUUCCCUGUUUUGCAUCGAUGUCGACAAGAGCAACUCUGGCCUCGACAUCAAGAAGAUCAAGAAGAUGGGAGGCUGUGCAGUUGAUGCGAACGAAGUGUUCUUUGAUGAUUACCGUGUACCUGCCAGUACCCUGAUCGGCAAGGAAGGGCAAGGCUUCAAGAUCAUCCUGGACGGCAUGAACGCUGAGAGAUGCUUGCUUGCAGGCGAAGCGCUAGGACUGGGUUAUGCAGCGCUGGCAAAGGCUGCUGGGUACGCACGGGAGCGCAAGGUGUUUAACAGGCCCAUCGGCAUGAAUCAGGCCAUUGCGCACCCGCUCGCCGAUGCGUAUAUGAACCUCGAGGCAGCCAAGUUAGCGACUUACCAUGCUGCUCGCUUGUAUGAUGCGAGCACAACAGACUUGUCCAUUCGCCAGGACGCUGUGGGCAUUGCAGCAAAUAGUGCCAAGUAUUUGGCAGCAGAAGCGGCUUUCAAAGCGUGCGAGAGGGCGAUUCUAAGUCACGGUGGCAUGGGAUAUGCAGCUGAGUAUGACGUGGAGCGCUGGUUUAGGGAAUGCAUGGUGCCACGCAUUGCUCCUGUCAGUCGAGAGAUGAUCCUGAACUAUGUCAGCGAGAAGGUGUUACAAUUGCCACGAAGCUAUUGAGGCGUAGGUGCAAAGAAGGAAUGUGCACAUCGCUCAGACAUGGUAGAUGCCGAUUCUUUGAACUCCGCAAGCUUGCACGGUUAGGUGGCACAAAAAACCAAGUCAAGAUUAAACGUAAGGCUUGUAGGUAAGGAUACCUACAAGCAAGUGGGUAUUGAGCCUAAGGCUCACUCACUAGCAUCCCAAACCUUCUCUCCCUCGAAAUACGUUCGCAGUACCUUUGCGCCUUCGAAAUCACCUUUGCUGAGAUCUUGACUUAAGAGGAUGAAGUUUGCAAUUUUUCCGGCUUCAAUACUGCCAAGCUCUUUCUCUCGAUUCACAGCCAUAGCCCCGUUCAAAGUCAUCAUUCGGCACAAAGCUUCUCCACCGGCCACUCUAUCUCCACGUCC